AGUUAAUGAACUAAUGAUGAUGAUGAACUAGGGAUGCUGGGUAUUAAAAGCUUUGUAUUCAGAGCGUCAGAUUUCUUGGCACAGUUUACUGUGGUGUGGUCACCGCACACCUAUAAACUUGGAUUGUAGCCAGAAUAAUGGAGAGUGCUAUUAACACGGUUGACACUUUACUCGCUUAAUAAGGUAUAAGUCGCUCAAUUCGAGGCGACUACUCCAUAUUCAUUAUUCAUUUACACCACUGGAAUGUAUUAUCAGUGACACUGACAGUAUCUGCGUAACAUUAGCUCCCUUUAUUCUUUCAACUUGUUUUUUUGGUUUAAUUUAUUUAUAUUUUAAAUUUUCUUUUCCACGUCUGGUUCUGAAUAUGAUGUAGUUUGGAAUAAGAUAUGUUCGUGGACAGCGGCUCUAAACCAUCUUAUCACUUACACUAAACACUAUGCAUCUUAAUGUGAACAUUGCGUGUUUGUACACGGACACUUCACAUGCAGACUUACUUCACACUUCACAUACGUUUAUAAUUAUAUGAAAUAAGUGCGGAAGCUCCUGAACUGUGAUACCUUUUACUUGACUUAGAUCAUGUAUGUACUUUGGUUUGUGCUCGACAUUAAUACUUUAGAUGUCGAACGUGUUUCAUGAGAAGGAUCGUUUGUUUUAGUUUUUUCAUAAUGAAAUAUCUUUUACGUUAUUUUUAACGAGGUUUUCAGGUUUAACCUCUAAUUCCAAAUGUAUCCAGUAUAACUAUAGAUCAGUCUAGAUAACUAUUUUUAAUUUAUUUAUUAUCUGACCCCAAUGCCCCAUUUAGCACAUAAUGGGUUGCUGUGACGUUCUGAUGAAGGCCAUCCUCAUCAUCACCAACGUGGUGGUAAUGUUGGCUGGCAUUGUAAUGCUGGUGGCUGGUAUCGUCUUCUUCACCAAGAAGUUCGACUUCUUCCCUGAACUAGAGGAUUACUCGAACAACGUGAAUGCGGUUCUGAUCCCGAUGAUAGUGAUCGGUGUUAUCCUCUUCCUAGUGGGAGUAGUAGGAUGCUGUGGAGCCGUGACUGGCAAGAGCGGACUUCUCAACCUCUACUUUGUUGUGGUUCUCAUCGUUGUCAUUCUUGAGAUUGUUGUUAUUAUACUCGGAAUUGUGAGGAAAGCCGACUUCGUGGAGGCUACUGAAGAGAAAGCCGAAGAGCUGUUCAACAACUACAAAAGUCAUUAUGUUGUGGAUAACGGAGAUAUUGACGCGGACGUUGCUCUGGCUGUGAACACCGCCCAGUUUGUUUUCGAAUGCUGCGGGUUGGUAGAUGGACCUAGCUGGUGGAAAACUAAUGGCAACACACAGGUUCCCCCUGGUUGCUGUUCUGAAUGGGGUGGAGAGGAUCUUCCUGCGUCUGGAUUGAUGACUUGCGCUGAGACUACCUACGAGGUUGGUUGCACUCAGAAAGUUAACGAUAUGGCUGACGAAUUCGGAGUUGUUAUCAUCGUUGUCAUGGUUGUGAUCAUCGUGUUUGAGUUACUUUGUCUGAUUGCUGCCUGCUAUAGCAAGAAACAGGAAAUGGUAGCAUAAAGUAUUAGAAUUACCUAUGAACAUGUCAAUUUUGUCAGUAGAUAGAGUUUUGUAGGAGAUUUUAUUUCAUAGCUUAUGGUGUUUCCAUACUUGGAGCAUGGUAUCUGGUUUUACCGACCAAAUUCGAUUCCAAUUAAUUAGAAAGUGCUACUAUUUUAAUUAAAAAAUUCGCUAUCAUUUUUCUAAGCCUGAGUUAGAUUUACAAAUAAAGUUAAAUAUGGUCUAUAAUAUUUUUAUUUUGUAUUUGACAGUCAGAAGGCGAUAAUAUGCAAAUGUAUUAAAAACUAGGUAAUACUACUCAAGUUAAAGUUUCACUGUCGAAUUGUUCAUUAUAAAUAUAUAUUUUAUCGUGUCAAAUUUAAAGUUAAAUAUAUUACUCUUUUA
This is a messenger RNA of Bolinopsis microptera, 1933 nucleotides long. RefSeq names its product tetraspanin-3-like. Lineage: Eukaryota; Metazoa; Ctenophora; Tentaculata; Lobata; Bolinopsidae. The transcript is spliced from 5 exons. The coding region runs from base 809 to 1549 and encodes 246 amino acids. Gene Ontology annotation, cellular component: plasma membrane. The record is from RefSeq and is a predicted model, not a curated record.